AACUUACAGCAGAUAGCCCAGUUCAAAUUGUUCACCGAGGCCCCUUCUUCCAACAAGGGGUGGAGAGAGCGAUGGUGCUACAUCAGACUGGCCGACAGCCCUUUCCCGAGGGAGUUGCGGAAUUGCUUCCGGCGUCAUGUGAAGGUCAAGAGCGCCGCCCUCGAGAAGGAUGGCCUGAAGAUUGCCGAGAUUCCGGAGGGGCGGGAUAAGAACAUAACCAUCAAGGAGUGCACCCUCGAGAAAGACCUGUAUGCCCUCGGAUUCCUGAGGUAUCGGUUCAUUGGGGAGACCGAGGAGAAGUAUCCCCUCUAUGAUAAAGCCUUCGUGGGGGCAGGAGGUAGCAGGAUGAAUGCCAACGCUCUGUUCGCAAAGAGGAAGGGCAAGACCCAGUCCAAGGAGAAGGGGCCCUCGGGCCAGAAGCCAGUCGACGCGCUUUUCCCGAAGGUCAUAGAACCUUCCGCCGGGGACUCCCAUGCUGCUGUGGGGAC
Molecule: messenger RNA, 488 nt
Organism: Cuscuta europaea
Lineage: Eukaryota; Viridiplantae; Streptophyta; Magnoliopsida; Solanales; Convolvulaceae
Source: the annotation of a GenBank genome assembly